AUGGACAAGUGGGUCCGACCUUGGUUUGCAUUUGAUAAGGACGGUAAGAAAAAAUCAAAUCGAGCGGAGCGCGUGACGCUUUCACCUCUAACCAGUCCUUUCGUGCUAAAGACCACAACACAAAAGAACCUACAACCAGUACCUCUAAGCAAGACUUGUAUAAGGCAAAAAAGUCCUUUAAAUAGCACAACCAACCCAGCAAGAGGUUUCACAAAUUACUCGCGGCCAUCUCAGCCCGAGUUUUACGCGGGCUGCCUCAGAGUCUCAAAAUUCAAGAGAUUACCUUCAAGAAAGGACCAAUCUAUCAAGACCGGUAUGAGACAUGCCCUGACCAAGAAGAAAUCAAAAAUUACACAAAUUAUUUUAGGCAUGAUGAACUUCGCCAAUUUUGUCAUUCCUAGGGGGCGGUUACACUGCCGCCAACUACAACUACAUGCACGUACAUUGAGCCUCCUUCCGCCGUGCCAACCAGUGAGUAUAUCUGCGCCCGUUGUUGCGCAUCUCAAAUGGUGGUUCGACAUACUGGAAGGUCCUCAAGUGAAGAACACCUUCCAUCCGGAGCUAAUGUCUCACUUCAUGACCACGGAUGCGGCCCAUUUCGGUUGGGGUCCGCAGGUUGAAGAUUUCACAACGUCAGGCAAAUGGCGGCCGGAUCAACUCAACUGGCAUUGCAACCGUCAGGAGAUGUUUGCUAGCAUAGCAGCAGUGAGUCAUCAUUACAAGCAUCGACUACAAAACCAACAUCUUGUUUUCCAAACGGAUAAUCGGACGGUAGUGUCUUACAUCAGGAAAGAGGGGGGAACGCGGUCGGUAACCCUUCUCAACCUAACUUACCAGUUGAUGGGGAUCUUGGACCGAUGGAACAUAUCGAUUACUGCAAAAUACCUGCCAGGCAGAUUCAACGAUAUCGCCGACGGAUUAUCUCGGGGAAAAAAGGCAUCAGAAGAGCACCUGAAAAAACCAGCGCUGAGGAAAAUAUUCAAGACAUUUGGAACGCCACAAAUCGAUCUGUUUGCCACCAACCAAACGAAAUUUGUAGAGAAUUAUGCCAGCAAAGAUCACUUAGACUCAUCAGCCACAUUUUGCAACGUUUUCAGUCGGAUAUGGAAUUAUCAGUUGGCUUGGGUGUUUCCGCCACCGAGCUUGAUACCCCGGGUACUUCAUCAUCUGAACUCGGCACAAGGAACAUUCCUCGUUGUGGCUCCCAUGUGGAAAAAAGCGUUUUGGCUUCCAGACCUUUGCAGGCGAGCGUUGCGCAGACCACUGAGUAUACCAGAUCUGGAAUAUGUCUUAAUAGAUCAGUUCACCGGUCUUGCCCCACCACGUGUACAAGAAAUGCAGCGAACCGAACACUGGUCCCAAUCUGAAAAGAACUUUUUAAAACUAAGUUGGAGAGAAUCAACCUUAAAAACCUACAAACCAGAUUGGGUAAGCUAG
This is a messenger RNA of Pararge aegeria (speckled wood butterfly), 1437 nucleotides long. RefSeq lists its product as uncharacterized. Gene Ontology annotation, molecular function: nucleic acid binding. The transcript is spliced from 2 exons. NCBI's taxonomy places the organism in Eukaryota, Metazoa, Arthropoda, Insecta, Lepidoptera, Nymphalidae. The record is from RefSeq and is a predicted model, not a curated record. Bases 1 to 1437 code for a protein of 478 amino acids.